Messenger RNA from Paramecium octaurelia, 773 nucleotides. The record is from the annotation of a GenBank genome assembly. Lineage: Eukaryota; Ciliophora; Oligohymenophorea; Peniculida; Parameciidae.
AGAAAAUGAAAAGAAUUCUGUUCACAGGUGUGAUGUCUUGUCUUACGGUGACAGCUAUGUCAGCAUGCAACUGGUAAUAUAGGCGUUAUUAGGAAUCUAUAAGAAAAUGGAAAUUGAUUGAUGAGCAAUUCAAACCGGAUCAUCCAAUUUAGCAUAUGGGGAUUCAGGAUAUUCUAUCAUUAGACCCUCAAAGAUACUCAUAUAUACUAGUGAAGACAUCAGGGUUAGUUUAAUAAAGAUUGUCGUAGAACUCUUGACAAAUACAUUCUAAAGGUGUAUAGGUAUUAGGAUGGGAGACCAGGAAUGAUGUUGUGCGGUAUACUAAGAGAUGAUCAAAAUGAUGCCAUAGUAGUAAAUUUGGGUUGGGUCCCUGAGAAUUACUUGGAUAAAAUAGAGUCUGUGGAAGGGAUGUAAUUAAAUGAAAUGUGUGCUAUGAUAAAAUUGCCAGAACACCCAGACAAAAAUACAGAUCAAAAUCUAAUGAACACUUUCGUAGAUCUUGGAUUAAUAGCCAAAGAGAACAAAUUACCCGAGAAGUCAACUAAUUUAUUUUUGGAAAGAAUAGGAACAUCUACUGAAAAUGCAGGAUUAUUUAAAGCUUAGGGUAAAUGGGAUGAUAUAUUAAUCUUCAAGAUUUGUAUCCUGUUCCUAGUUUCUAUUCCACAUUUCAGAAGCCCUACCUGACACCUGACAAACACAAAGCAUAUUAUUGGUUUUGGGGAUCAUGUUCAUGCUUAGGAAUUUUAUCAAUAAUUUAACUUAUAAGAAAAUGA